Molecule: messenger RNA, 1041 nt
Organism: Zingiber officinale
Lineage: Eukaryota; Viridiplantae; Streptophyta; Magnoliopsida; Zingiberales; Zingiberaceae
Product: probable NOT transcription complex subunit VIP2
Exons: 6
Coding region: 109-1041 (310 amino acids)
Source: RefSeq, a predicted model, not a curated record
GUCAGAACUGCCAAUCGGACGUACAGAGAGUUUUUAUUUAUUGGCUGGCAUAAUGAAUGAUCACUGCAUCUGGAAUUGAGUCUUUCUUGAGCAUGUGGCAAAGUUAUAAUGUCUUGGCUUCUAAAUUCAACUCUUAAUGGUUCAACAUCUAAUCUUGCGGACUCGUCAGGCCGACCCUAUACCACAUUGUUUUCUGGCCAGUCUGCGGCAGUGCCUGGGUUCCAUCCUUCUGGUGGUCUUCAAGGAUUGCAUAAUAUUCAUGGAAGCUUCAACCUGCCAAAUGUGCCUGGUUUGCUUGCAUCCAGAGAGGCCGCGAUGGGUGUUGUACCAUCAGGUGGUGUUCAACAACCAGGAGGAAGCAUUCCUAGUGGACGGUUCUCAUCAAACAAUCUUUUGGUUGCAUUAUCUCAGAUGCCUCAUGGCUCUGGUGUCACAAAUAGAGGGGGUAUUAAUGCUGUUGGAAAUCAUGCUUUUAGUAGUAGUAAUAUUAAUGGAGUCACUGGGUCAAUAACUGGUAUUUCCUCAAGUUCAGCUUCUAGGAAUCGUAGUUCUGUUCUUGGUUUGGGAGUUUCUCCAGUAUUGGGUAAUGUAGGGCCAAGACUUACAAGCUCUGUAGGCAACAUUGUUGGCAGUGGUAACAUGGGAAGAAGCAUCAGUUCUGGAGGAUUAUCUGUGCCCAGUUUAGCUUCACGGGUAAACUUAGCUACUAUGCACAGAGCAAGAAGGAUAACGUUGGCACUAACUCUAUCUAGCCCCAGUUUCCAGUUUUCAUCUGCCAAGGUGAUUCUUUUCGUUUCCUUUUUAGUUUUUUGUAUGGGGGCAGCCAAGGAUAACGAUGUUUACGAGGAGGAUCUCCUGGACUACGAAGAGGAGGAAGAGAAAGCUCCGGAUUCGAUCGCUGCCAAGGUUUCCGGUGAAGCAGUGAAAAGCUACUAUAGAAAGCUCCGCGACGUCCUCAUCGUCGUCAAUCUUCAUCUGAACCACCAAGCGGAAGAGGUGGAGGGCGAAGUAGGAUUCAUCUCCUCAUCGCAGUUGCUAUAA